UUCUGGUUGGUGCAGUGUUUAGUGAAAUUUGACUGAUACAUAGUGGAUUUUUUUUUGUGUGUGUGUGUGUGUGUGUGUGCUUUGCUUUGGGGUGUUUUGUUUUUUUGGUUUUUAUUUUCUUGGUGUAUGGUGUGUGUGUGUGUGUGUGUGUGUGUGUGUGUGUGUGUGUGUGUGUGUUAGAGUGGGGGAUUUUGUUUUAAUUUUUGAAAUUUUAUUUUCAUUUUAAUCUUAAAUUUUAUUUAUUUGUUUAAUUAUUUGGGUAGCCUUGCUACCAAUAAUGUAUGGCCCAAAGGAUGAGUUGACAACAGGGCCCAGCCCUGUGCCCAUCCUCUGGUAUGAGACUCUCCUGGCACAGUAUACCAUCCUGAGGACCAUAGGUCAGGGAAGCUAUGCCGAGGUGAAGCUAGCCCAGCACCGCCUCACAGGCGCUGAAGUGGCAAUAAAAGUCCUGCUGAAGCGGAAGCAACGGACCUUCCCGGUUUGGUCUGAAGUGGGGAUAAUGAAGAGGAUGAACCAUCCCAAUAUCAUCUCACUGCUCCAGAUUAUUGAAACAGAACAGAACAUCUUUCUGAUCUUGGAACUGGCUGAGGGACGCGAGCUGUGGGACUGGAUUCAACAAGUUGGCUACCUGGAGGAAGACAUAGCCCGAAAGAUAUUCCAACAGAUCGUGCAUGCCAUGUGCUAUUGCCAUGACCAAGGCAUAGUGCACAGAGACCUCAAACCAGACAACAUUAUGGUGGAUGCUACUGGCAAAGUCAAAAUUAUAGACUUUGGCCUGGGUGCCUUAAUCAGACCCGGGAGGAAGCUUUUUAGGUUUUGCGGUGCCUUACGAUUUGGUGCCCCAGAAUUCUUCCUGCGCCAACCCUAUGAUGGCACCAAAGUGGAUACUUGGAACUUAGGUAUUCUCCUAUAUUUUAUGGUGACCGGGACCCUGCCGUUUGAUGGUUCCACCUAUGAAGAGCUUCAGUGCAAGGUUUUACUAGGAUUGUAUGCGGUUCCCUCCCACCUCUCACAAGAGCUACAGGACAUUAUCCACCGCUUAUUAACUGUAAACCCUACGGAGAGACCAACACUAAAGGACAUUAUGGGGCAUCCUUGGCUUAGGAAAGGAGGUGAGGGUUCAUCAAGCCCAUGUGAGGAAAUGAGCCCUAGCCACCCGGACCCUGCAAUCAUGGCAGCCAUGGCAGAGAUGGGAUUCGACCCACGUGACAUCCGGAAAUCUGUACUCCAUAGGUUGUUCAAUGAGCCCAUGGCAACCUACGGUCUACUGCAAUGCCAGGCACGCCAGCAGGGUGACUUCAUUAGGCAAACCAAGGCAGUGCGACCAGGAACAACACCUUUUCCCACGCCCACAGAUCCUGUCGCCUUCCCUGGGUGCCGAAAGAGGACAACUGAUGUGCCAGCCCUUCUUCAAUCCUUUCUCUCAUUAUCCUUGAAAACUGACUCUGCAAAGGACAGCCAGCAGAUACGGCGGAGGCUCAGAAGAAAUGCCACUAUGCCUAUAAUUGCCCCCCACCACUGCCUGCAGAAGAGGACACCAACUCAUGGUGCUGUCGGGGACCCCACAGGGACACAGCACAGUGGCACUGCAGACACAAUCCAAGGUGCGUGGAGAAGCUGGAAGAGGUGGGCAAGGAGGAUUGGGGCCGGUCUAUUACGGGCCUUCUGCUGUCUGCCAUCUGAGAAGAGAAGGGUCAGGCCCCAGAUGGAGGUAUCCAGGAAAAGACAGGAAGCCAGAGGCUAGCCAGAGGCCAGCCAGGGGCCAGCCAGGGGCCAGCCAGGGGCCCUGAGGUCCUGUGAAUUAUGAGGUCAUGGCAUUGGGGGUCAUUCUUGAGUGGACUCAAACAGCUGCUGAGAGGGACCCACACAGGAAGCCCAGAGGCUGGGUGGAGCCAGGAGAAAGGCAACAAAUGCCCCAGGGGUCUUCAGCUGGAUUCCCUUCAGCAGGGAUGUCGGCAAGAGAGUAGCCUUCCAAAGCAAAGGAUUCAAGGCCUGAAAGCAAGCUGGAAGACAGACACCCUUCUGCCUGCCUAGGAUCCUGUUAGACUGAAGCAUGUCCCUGCCCUGCUCCUGUAUGCCAUAAUGAUAGGUAGAUUAAAGGUGCUUCCCAAAUGUACUUUUCAAGCUUUUACAAUAAAAUUGAUCAUAAAGA
Messenger RNA from Peromyscus maniculatus bairdii (prairie deer mouse), 2152 nucleotides. NCBI's taxonomy places the organism in Eukaryota, Metazoa, Chordata, Mammalia, Rodentia, Cricetidae. The record is from RefSeq and is a predicted model, not a curated record.